UCUCUCUCUCUCUCUAUUUUCCAUCUCUUAAAAUUUGUUGGCAGGACAAAGCAGCCUUUCGGAGAUCUCAAGGGCCUUCUAACCCUCGGUGUUUCCUAAGUUGCCGUGAACCUCGCCUUCUUUCUUCGCACCCUGAAACAUCAUUGGACUUGACUCUUAUAUAAAAAUUCUUUCAUUAGCCAACAGAGGAAGCAAAGAGAGAGACAGAGAUGGCGGCCCUUUCUUCAACACACUGCCGUUCGUAUUCACCAUUACAAUCGUCGUCUUUUGGACCUUCUUCUUCUUCGUCUUCGUCAUCGUCAUCGUCUAAUCUCGGCCAUUUUCAAAGGGUGUCGGUCUCUUCGGUUCCUAAGCGCUUUCUCGCGGCCAAGGUCUAUUCCCUACAGUCCCAAACGAAGUCUGUGGCCCGCAUGCAAGAUGGUGCGGUGGCCUCUACAAUAACCCCAAUUGAAAAUGAGACUCCUUUUAAGAAAUUGAAAGAUGGGCUGUUGUCGGUUCCAUCUCCGGACGAAUGUAAAGAUGCAGUGGGAUUUGGCAUCAAUGAAAAUGACUCCACUGUUAGUAUUACUGUGGUUGGAGCCUCUGGGGACCUUGCCAAGAAGAAGAUAUUUCCUGCACUUUUUGCACUCUAUUAUGAGGAUUGUCUUCCUAAGCACUUUACUGUGUGUGGUUACGCUCGGAGUAAGAUGACCGAUGCUGAACUCAGAAACAUGGUUAGCAAGACCCUUACUUGCAGAAUUGAUAAGAGAGAGAACUGCAGUGAAAAGAUGGAGCAAUUUCUUAGAAGGUGUUUCUACCAUUCUGGGCAGUAUGAUUCGCAAGAAAACUUUGCAGAGUUAGACAAGAAGCUGAAGGAACAUGAGGGUGGAAGGGUUUCAAAUCGCCUCUUCUAUCUGUCAAUACCUCCAAAUAUAUUCAUAGAUGCUGUAAGAUGUGCAAGCUCGUCAGCUUCAUCUGGUAAUGGCUGGACCAGGGUCAUUGUGGAGAAACCCUUUGGUCGAGAUUCGGAAUCCUCAGCCGCGUUGACAAAAGGUCUCAAACAGUACCUUAAGGAGGAUCAAAUAUUCAGGAUAGACCACUAUCUGGGAAAGGAGCUUGUGGAAAACCUAUCCGUACUCCGGUUUUCUAACCUCAUUUUUGAGCCAUUAUGGUCAAGGCAGUAUAUAAGGAAUGUACAGUUGAUAUUCUCUGAAGACUUCGGCACUGAAGGACGUGGAGGGUACUUUGAUAAUUAUGGGAUAAUAAGAGACAUAAUGCAGAACCAUCUGCUUCAGAUACUAGCCCUAUUUGCCAUGGAAACGCCGGUUAGUUUGGACGCAGAAGAUAUCAGAAAUGAAAAGGUCAAAGUUUUACGUUCAAUGAGGCCAUUACAGCUAGAAAACGUGGUCACAGGGCAGUACAAGAGCCACACAAAAGGUGGUGUUACUUACCCGGCCUACACCGAUGACAAGACUGUACCCAAGGACAGCUUAACUCCAACAUUUGCAGCAGCUGCCCUCUUCAUAGAUAAUGCAAGAUGGGAUGGGGUGCCUUUUCUAAUGAAGGCUGGGAAAGCAUUACAUACUAAGAGGGCUGAGAUAAGGGUACAGUUUAGGCAUGUGCCGGGAAAUUUAUAUAAUCGAAACUUUGGGACAGAUCUUGAUCGAGCUACAAACGAGCUUGUUAUUAGAGUGCAGCCUGAUGAAGCUAUUUAUUUAAAGAUCAAUAACAAGGUUCCUGGUUUGGGAAUGAGACUGGACCGAAGUAAUCUGAAUCUUCAUUAUGCAGCAAGAUAUUCGAAGGAGAUUCCAGAUGCUUAUGAGAGGCUUCUGCUCGAUGCUGUUGAAGGGGAAAGAAGGCUGUUUAUCCGGAGUGAUGAACUGGAUGCAGCUUGGUCGCUCUUCACACCUCUGUUAAAAGAGCUAGAAGAGAAGAAGAUUAUCCCGGAGUAUUAUCCACAUGGGAGUCGGGGUCCUGUCGGUGCACACUAUCUUGCAGCAAGAUACAAAGUCCGGUGGGGUGAUGUUGGUGUAGAUCAAUGACUCUAAGAAAGAGGGAGCAUAAAACUUUUUACUUAUUUGCUCGUUACGGUGCGCCAAAUUUAUGUAGUCCAAGGGAGAUGGAGAGUGUGAAAUUAGUGAUACGAUCAAAUAUAAUCCAGAAAGGAAGAAAAUGGUUUUUUUUUUUCGGUGUAUUAGCAUGUUCUUUGGUUGCUUCUAUGCCAGAACAUAGAAGUUUAGGAUUAUUUGAGCAUGGGAAUUGCUAUAAAUGUAUCCAUUCCUUCCCA
Corylus avellana is the source of this 2266-nucleotide messenger RNA. It is a transcript of the gene G6PD2, whose product is annotated as glucose-6-phosphate dehydrogenase 2. NCBI's taxonomy places the organism in Eukaryota, Viridiplantae, Streptophyta, Magnoliopsida, Fagales, Betulaceae. Gene Ontology annotation, molecular function: glucose-6-phosphate dehydrogenase activity; NADP binding. Gene Ontology annotation, biological process: pentose-phosphate shunt, oxidative branch; glucose metabolic process. Gene Ontology annotation, cellular component: chloroplast stroma. The record is from RefSeq and is a predicted model, not a curated record.